Botrytis porri is the source of this 881-nucleotide messenger RNA. RefSeq lists its product as uncharacterized. The coding region runs from base 1 to 606 and encodes 201 amino acids. The transcript has 2 exons. NCBI's taxonomy places the organism in Eukaryota, Fungi, Ascomycota, Leotiomycetes, Helotiales, Sclerotiniaceae. The record is from RefSeq and is a predicted model, not a curated record.
AUGCACCUCUCAAACUCACUUCUCGUCGCUGGGCUCAUUGCCUUUGCCUCAGCAUCUCCGGCUCCAGCUCCAGAGCCAACGACGCCAUCUGCAUCUCAAACCCAAGCUCUAGUCGACGACCUCCAAUCAUACAUCCUCGACCUUGCAACCCAACCCAUAGUUUCCAGCCUCGCCACCGACACCGCCGCUCUCAGCUCUCUCGAAGCCUUACAAGAAUCCCUCCUCUCCGACGUCAGGGAUGGCGAAACUCCAAAUACAUCCGUGUUGACUGCUUUGCCUUCUCCUCUCGCUAGCUUCAUCGGUUCCAUCUACACGGCUGAAAUAAGCAUCGCUAGCAAAAAUGGGUUUGGCGAUUUGAUCGCAAGCGAGACUGCUACUGCCACUGAAGCUGCAUCUGCAUCGGCUACUGGCGCGUCACAGACCGCAAGUGGAACUCAGAAGACUUCGACCACUGGGUCGGCGUCGGCGACGGCGGGAUCGGCGAGUGCGAGUGCCUCUGCUCCGGUCACUAAUGAGACGGGUGCUGCUGGUGCUUUGGGUGUUGAUAUGUUGAAAAUUUGUGGAGGUUUGGCCGUCGGUCUUGUGGGUGCUGUGAUGGCUCUAUAAUGGGAUUCGUCGGUAUAUAUUAUGAUACAUAUCAUAUGACGAUUUGAGAUUUUUCUAGGGUUUAGAAGCAUAAUUCAUUCAUUGAUGAAAAAUAAUGAACUCAGUUACUUUAAAGCUUUUUCCACUGCAAUCUUGAUCCUGGAGAACAUGACUAUUACUUUUGAGAACGGGUGAAUUCGGAGUGAUCUUCGCCGUUGCCCAUGUAUAGUAAACCUUCUAGAACUUAGAAGUAAUAGUUUCUGAGUGUUUGAAAAGACAUGCCAAUGAAUCGUUCC